Messenger RNA from Diaporthe citri, 1188 nucleotides. RefSeq lists its product as uncharacterized. The transcript has a single exon. The coding region runs from base 1 to 1188 and encodes 395 amino acids. Lineage: Eukaryota; Fungi; Ascomycota; Sordariomycetes; Diaporthales; Diaporthaceae. The record is from RefSeq and is a predicted model, not a curated record.
AUGCACCGGGAUUUAGCUGAUCGAACGGCCGCGGAGGGUAUAGAAACCCCUGUGUUCCAUGACUUUGCUCAGAAAUCUGACACCAAGAUACGGCUACGACGACUUCAAGACCCACAGCCGCAAGGCUUCUCUAAGAAACCCGCUGGAUACAUGGUCUUCCUCGUUUCAUUGGCUGACGAUAUCAAAGGACAGACGAUCGCCAACUGGUUGAAGGUGGCAGCACCAAAGGAGAUCGCAGCUGUGGACAUCGAGGCCCUGGUACUCCGGGCCCGCCAACUCGAAGGACUGCAAGACGGAGCCUUCACCCCUGGGUCCAUGCUCGGAAAACUGAGCCAGUCUGCGAAAAAUGAGAUCGUGCAGGCCUUGCGAGGUCUCCACACGACCAUGGCGCUCACCUCCCAGCAUGCCGAGCACGAUCAGGCUUCGGAAGUCGAGGACAGGACUACACGGGUGGCCCAGACUGACUUCGGUGCGAUCCAACGGUCCGUCUCUGCGGUCUGCAGUGCCGUCGAGACCCCGGUGUUACAAGACCUCGACGAGACCGACCAGCAAUUGGCAGAACAGGAUCCGUUGAUCGCGACGACGGGUACGAGGGGUGCUCUUUCUCUGCGAAAGGCCGUGCUAAGCCCUACGGGGGGAUCUGAGGAAGCGACAGAGAUCCCGAGCGAGAAGCUGCGGUACGACAGGAACUCGGACGAUGUCUCAACACGAAAGCUUGCCACGCUGGGGCAGGACCGGGUCCUGAUAGAAAUCUUUUACUACGAUGAAAGCCCCCAGGACGAGCAGCUCCCAGGACCACAUACGCAGGUCCAGAGGAUGGCCAAAUUACUCUGCCAGGCCGAGCCGCUUAACUUUCAUGUCCUUCCCUGUCAGGGCUUCUUUCACAACGAAGUUCGACGUGAGAUCGGGCUUGUCUUCAAGAUCCCUUUCGAAAUGGAGGAUAAAGUCCAGCCCACGACACUCUUGCAGCUAUAUGCGAGGUAUCCCGUGAUGCCGCUCGGCCACCGGAUCCACCUGGCACAAUCUCUCGUCAAUGCGAUUGACCACUUUCACCGUGUUGGAUGGGUCCACAAGAGUAUCAGGAGUAACAACAUUGUCUUCAUUCCGUCAUCGAUUCCCUUAGAGGACGGGGUUGUUGAGGAGGCAAGCCACCAUGAGAGUGGCAAUAGCUCAGCGCGCUGGAAAUAA